Messenger RNA from Myotis daubentonii (Daubenton's bat), 780 nucleotides. Its product is annotated as putative keratin-associated protein 4-16. The coding region runs from base 1 to 780 and encodes 259 amino acids. Lineage: Eukaryota; Metazoa; Chordata; Mammalia; Chiroptera; Vespertilionidae. The transcript has 3 exons. The record is from RefSeq and is a predicted model, not a curated record.
AUGACCAACGCAAAUUGCACCUGUAUCCACCUGCACCAGAAGCUCUCCACCUGUGCCCACCUGCACCAGAAGCUCCCUCCACCUGUGCCCACCUGUGUCCACCAGCACCAGAAGCUCUUCACCUGUGCCCACCUGCACCAGAAGCUCUCCACCUGUAAGCUCUCCACCUGUGCCCACCUGCACCAGAAGCUCUCCACCUGUGCCCACCUGCACCAGAAGCUCUCCACCUGUGCCCACCUGCACCAGAAGCUCUCCACCUGUGCCCACCUGCACCAGAAGCUCUCCACCUGUGCCCACCUGCACCAGAAGCUCUCCACCUGUGCCCACCUGCACCAGAAGCUCUCCACCUGUGCCCACCUGCACCAGAAGCUCUCCACCUGUGCCCACCUGCACCAGAAGCUCUCCACCUGUGCCCACCUGCACCAGAAGCUCCCUCCACCUGUGCCCACCUGCACCAGAAGCUCUCCACCUGUGCCCAUCUGCACCAGAAGCUCCCUCCACCUGUGCCCACCUGCACCAGAAGCUCUCCACCUGUGCCCAUCUGCACCAGAAGCUCCCUCCACCUGUGCCCACCUGCACCAGAAGCUCUCCACCUGUGCCCAUCUGCACCAGAAGCUCCCUCCACCUGUGCCCACCUGCACCAGAAGCUCUCCACCUGUGCCCACCUGCACCAGAAGCUCCCUCCACCUGUGCCCACCUGCACCAGAAGCUCGCUGCACUCCAGCUCAUCAUUCACUUACUCUCCUCUUUCUCCUUCAGUAUAUGAGGACCAAGUCCUGA